This is a messenger RNA of Globicephala melas (long-finned pilot whale), 2748 nucleotides long. It is a transcript of the gene SLC4A1, whose product is annotated as solute carrier family 4 member 1 (Diego blood group). NCBI's taxonomy places the organism in Eukaryota, Metazoa, Chordata, Mammalia, Artiodactyla, Delphinidae. Gene Ontology annotation, molecular function: bicarbonate transmembrane transporter activity; monoatomic anion transmembrane transporter activity; solute:inorganic anion antiporter activity. Gene Ontology annotation, cellular component: plasma membrane; basolateral plasma membrane. Gene Ontology annotation, biological process: bicarbonate transport; transmembrane transport; monoatomic anion transport. The record is from RefSeq and is a predicted model, not a curated record.
GAAGAUAAGCUGGAAGAGUUUCUAGAGCAGAAGGAAUAUGAAGACCCUGAAUUCCCCACGCUCCAGGUGGAGGAAGCAGAAGCUCAGCUCACCGAACCGACAGCCACAGACUACCACACCGCGUCGCACCGCCCCCCAGACGUCCUCGAGGUCGUCGUGGAGCUGCGGGAACUGGUGAUGGAUGAAAAGAACCAGGAGCUACAGUGGAUAGAGACAGCGCGCUGGGUGCGGCUAGAGGAGAACCUGGGGAAGGACGGGAUAUGGGGCCGCCCACACCUGUCUUACCUCACCUUCUGGAGCCUCUUGGAGCUGCAGAAAGCCUUUGCCAAGGGUACUGUCCUCCUGGACCUGCCAGAGAAAUCCCUGGCCGGGGUGGCCAGCCAGCUGCUCGACAGGUUUAUCUUCGAGGGGCAGAUCCAGCCUCAGGACCGAGAAAAUCUGCUCCGGGUCCUGCUGCUCAAACACAGCCACGCCAGAGACGUGGAGGCCCUGGGGAGUGUGAAUCCUGCAGUCCUGACACGUUCUGGGGACCCUUCACAGCCUCUGCUCCCACAGCAUCCCUCGCUGGAGACAGAGCUCUUCUGUGAACAGGGAGAGGGGAGCGCGGAAGGGCACUCGUCAUCUGGAAUGCUGGGAAGGAGUCCCCAGGACCGGGAGGCCACCCUGGUGCUGGUGGGCUGUGCCAGGUUCCUGGAGCGGCCAGUGCUGGGCUUUGUGCGACUAAAGGAGCCCAUGGAGACGGAGCAGAAGCCACAGGAGCCAGAGGGGCCGGCAGUCCCUGUGCGCUUCCUCAUCGUGUUGCUGGGACCUGAGGCCCCCAACAUCGACUACACCCAGCUGGGCCGGGCUGCUGCCACCCUCAUGUCAGAGAGGGUGUUCCGCACUGAUGCAUACUUGGCCCAGAACAAGGAGAUGCUGGUGCAUUCCCUAGAGGGCUUCCUAGACUGCAGUCUGGUGCUGCCGCCCACGGACGCGCCCUCUGAGGAUGCCCUGCUCAGUCUGGUGCCCGUGCAGAAGGAGCUGCUGAAAAGACGCUACCUGCCCAGCUCAGCCAAGCCAGAGCCCAGCUUCCUCAAGGGCCUAGAUUUGAACGGGGGUCUAGAGGACACCCAGGAUGACCCUCUGCAGCGGACAGGCAGGCUCUUCGGGGGACUGGUGCGUGACAUCCGGCGCCGCUACCCCCGCUACUUGAGUGACAUCACAGACGCAUUGAACCCCCAGGUCCUGUCUGCCAUCAUCUUCAUCUACUUUGCCGCCCUGUCACCCGCCAUCACCUUCGGUGGCCUCCUGGGAGAAAAGACCCAUAACCUGAUGGGUGUGUCGGAACUGCUUAUCUCCACCGCGGCGCAGGGCAUCCUCUUCUCCCUGCUGGGGGCUCAGCCCCUGCUCGUGGUGGGCUUCUCAGGACCCCUGCUCGUGUUUGAGGAAGCCUUCUUCUCGUUCUGCAAGAGUAACGGCCUGGAGUACAUCGUGGGCCGCGUGUGGAUUGGCUUCUGGCUCGUCCUGCUGGUGGUGCUGGUGGUGGCCUUCGAGGGCAGCUUCCUGGUCCGCUUCAUCUCCCGCUACACCCAGGAGAUCUUCUCCUUCCUCAUCUCCCUCAUCUUCAUCUAUGAGACCUUCUCCAAGCUGGUCACGAUCUUCCAGGACCACCCACUGCUGGAGAACUAUGACCACAAUGUGACAAGAAUACCCAAACCUCAGGCGCCCCUGCCCAACACAGCCCUCCUCUCUCUUGUGCUCAUGGCUGGCACCUUCUUGUUCGCCAUGACGCUGCGCAAGUUCAAGAACAGCUCCUACUUCCCUGGCAAGCUGCGUCGAGUCAUUGGGGACUUUGGGGUUCCCAUCUCUAUCCUGAUCAUGGUCAUGGUGGAUGCCUUCAUCCAGGACACCUACACCCAGAAACUCAGUGUACCUAAAGGGCUCACCGUGUCCAACACCUCGGCCCGAGGCUGGCUCAUCCACCCGCUGGGCUUAUAUAAGCCAUUUCCCAUCUGGAUGAUGUUUGCCUCCGCCCUGCCUGCCCUGCUGGUCUUCAUCCUCAUCUUCCUUGAGUCCCAGAUCACCACGUUGAUCAUCAGCAAGCCGGAGCGCAAGGUGGCCAAGGGCUCUGGCUUCCACCUGGACCUGCUGCUGGUCAUGGGCAUGGGCGGGGUGGCCACCCUCUUUGGGAUGCCCUGGCUCAGUGCCACCACUGUGCGUUCUGUCACCCACGCCAAUGCCCUUACGGUCAUGGGCAAGGCCAGCACCCCAGGGGCUGCAGCCCAGAUUCAGGAAGUCAAGGAACAGCGCAUCAGCGGGCUCCUGGUCUCUGUGCUCGUGGGCCUGUCCAUCCUCAUGGGGCCCAUCCUGUCCCACAUCCCCUUGGCUGUGCUCUUUGGCAUUUUCCUCUACAUGGGGGUCACAUCCCUCAGUGGCAUCCAGCUUUUUGACCGCAUCUUGCUUCUGUUCAAGCCGCGCAAGUACCACCCGGAUGUGCCCUACGCCAAGCGGGUGAGAACCUGGCGAAUGCACUUGUUCACGGGCACUCAGAUCAUCUGCCUGGUAGUGCUGUGGGUGGUGAGAAGCAUCAAAGCCAUCUCGCUGGCCCUGCCGUUCAUCCUCAUCCUCACGGUGCCCCUACGCCACUUCCUGCUGCCACUCAUCUUCCAGAACCUGGAGCUCCAGUGUCUGGAUGCUGACAAUGUCAAGCCGAACUUCGAUGAGGAGAACGGUCAGGAUGAAUAUGAUGAGGUGGCCAUGCCUGUGUGA